CUUUGAUGUGGCAUCUGCUCCUCCGACAGCGAUUCACCAAUAAAUGCUGAAAUAUUUCCAUCAGCCUACAAGUGAAGAAGAUUGAAAACAUGAAUGAUCCAGAACCCUGCAGAAUAAAACGGGAAGAUACAGAAGAACAAAGCGGUGAUCCAGAGCCCUGCAGAAUAAAACAGGAAGACAAUGAAGAACAAAGAGACCUGAUAGAAGAGAACAUGGCGAUUGAAGAACCGUUUGAAGUGGGGGAGAAACAUCAUGUCAAAACUGAAGAUAAAUCCUCGAGUCCCUCAUUGAAAAGAUACAAAUUAUGUUUCACUUGCCCUGAGUGUGGAAAGAGUUUCCCAUACAAGCAAAGUCUUGAACUUCACAUUCGAAUUCACACUGGAGAGAAGCCUUUCACAUGUGGUCAAUGUGGGAAGAGCUUCUCACAAAAAAAAACCUUUAACGAACACAUGAGGAUCCACACUGGAGAGAAGCCGUACACAUGUGGUCAAUGUGGGAAGAGUUUCACACAAAAAGGAAACCUUAACAAGCAUAUGAAAAUCCACACUGGAGAGAAGCCGUACACAUGCAAUCAGUGUGGGAAGAGUUUCACACAAAAAGUAAUCCUUAACGAACACAUUAGAAUCCACACUGGAGAAAAGCCGUACACAUGUGAUCACUGCGAGAAGAUUUUCACAAUAAAAAGAAACCUUAAUGAACACAUGAAAAUCCACACCGGGGAGAAGCCAUAUGCAUGUGAUCAGUGUGAUAAGAGUUUCACACAAAAAGGAACCCUAAAGGAUCACUUGAAAAUCCACACUGGAGAGAAGCCGUACGCAUGUGAUCAAUGUGGGAAGAGUUUCACGCAAAAAAGACAGCUUAAUGAUCACAUGAGAAUCCACACUGGAGAGAAGCCGUAUACCUGUGAUCAAUGUGGAAAGAGUUUCAGAAAAUCAAGCGUCUUUAAAGUACAUCUGCUUACUCAUUCUAGAGAAAGACUACACAACUGUGACCAAUGCAGUAAAACAUUUUUUAGGGCAGAUUUCCUAAAGGACCACCUGAAAGUUCAUACAAAAGAGAAGCCUUACGUCUGUUAUAUAUGCGAAAAGAGUUUUAGUCAGAUGGGUGCAUUAAAAAUACACCAGAAAAAACACAGCGACGUGAAGGAUCAUAUUUGUUCUGAGUGUGGAAAGACUUUUUUUACAGAUGGUGCACUGAAAGUGCACCAGACUGUUCACACUACAGAGACACCUUACAAGUGUUCAUACUGUGACAAGAGAUUUAAACGGUCAGUAUAUCUGAAAAUACAUGAGAGGGUCCACACUGGAGAGAAGCCACAUGCAUGUGAUCAGUGUGGGAAGAGCUUCACACUAAAAGGAAACCUUAACGUACACAUGAAAACCCACACUGGAGAGAAGCCUUACACAUGUGAAAAGUGUGGGAAGAGUUUUGCACAUAAAUCAACCCUUAACGAACACAUGCAAAUCCACACUGGAGAGAAGCCAUACAUAUGUGAUCAAUGUAGGAAGAGUUUCACACGAAAAGAGCACCUUAAUGAACACAUGAAAAUCCACAUGGGAGAGAAGACACACACAUGUGAUCAGUGUGGGAAGAGUUUCGCACAAAAAGGAAACCUUAACGAACACAUAAAAAUCCACACUGGAGAGAAGCCGCACACAUGUGAUCAAUGUGGGAAGAGUUUCACACAUAAAGGAAACCUUAACGUACACAUUAAAAUCCACGCUGGAGUGAAGCCAUACACAUGAUCCAUAUGGGAAGAGUUACAGAAAAUCAAGUGUUUUUAAAGUACAUCUGUGUACAUAUUUUUGAGAAAGACUAUAUAACUGACCAGUGCAGUAAA
Molecule: messenger RNA, 1840 nt
Organism: Rhinichthys klamathensis goyatoka
Lineage: Eukaryota; Metazoa; Chordata; Actinopteri; Cypriniformes; Leuciscidae
Product: gastrula zinc finger protein XlCGF26.1-like
Exons: 3
Coding region: 90-1745 (551 amino acids)
Cellular component (GO): nucleus
Source: RefSeq, a predicted model, not a curated record